CACCCCGCACCGGCCGGGCCAGGCGCUGCUGGAGCGACGGAGCGGCUGUGGGGACGGACGGCGGCCGGGGCGGCAGCGCGGCGACGGCGGCGGCCCAGGGAGGAGGAGAAGGAGAAAGAGGAGGAGGAGGCGGCGGCGGCCGGCGAGGAGAAGCGGAGAGGCGAGGAGAGGCCCGCGCUCGGCCCGCGGGGUAGGAAGAGGCGGAGGAACCUGCUGCCGCUGCCGGUGGUGGUGCUGAGGGCGGCGGGGAGGGCGAGUCACCCGGCAACGAUUAACUGCUGAAGUACUGAUCGAGUUCUGCUAUUCUUCAAUGAGGAACUACAGGCUGAUCUUUUGCCAUAAUCUUAAACAACCAUAAAUGACAAAAGAAUGCUUGGUCAGUGAGGGCAGCUGGCGCAGAAAACGUUUUUCAAACUCGGCUGUUUAAGUACUCUGAGAACAGACAGCUUUGAUUUUUGGCUGCAAAAAGAUAUGAGGAAGAGCUCCUCCCCUUCCUUGAGUAACUGCAACUCUGUUCUUGCUAACAAAAUAUUUGGAAUUCCACUUGAUGAGCUGCAGCAAGAAGGGCAACCAGACAAUGAGGUUCCAUUCAUAGUCCGCCAUGUUGUGGACUAUAUUGAGGAACAUGGGGGUCUGGAACAAGAAGGACUUUUUCAAGUCAAUGGGAACGCUGAGACAGUGGAGUGGCUUCGGCAACGAUACGAUAAUGGAGAAGAUGUGGACCUGGUUAAAGAAGCAGAUGUACCCUCAGCUAUUAGCCUUCUUAGAUUUUUUCUUCAGGAACUUCCAGAGCCAGUUAUCCCAGGCAGUUUGCACAUACAUUUGAUGCAACUUUCUCAAGAUUAUAAUAAUGAAGAUGAAUUUGGAAGAAAGUUGAGGUUCCUCUUGCAGCAGCUUCCACCUGUUAAUUACAGUUUGUUAAAGUUUCUGUGUAAAUUUUUAGCUAAUGUAGCAUCACAUCAUGAAGAAAUUUGGUCAGCAAGUUCUUUAGCUGCAGUCUUUGGCCCGGAUGUUUUUCACAUUUACACAGAUGUGGAGGAUCUGAAAGAACAAGAAAUAGUUAGCAGAAUAAUGGCGGGACUUCUGGAGAACUACUAUGAAUUCUUUGAAAAUGAAGAGGAAGAUUUUUCAUCUACUAAUGAUUUAAGCUCAAUCACUGAGCAGAUCAAUGAUCUCUUGGAAGAGGAGGAAGAUGUAAAGCUUGAGCAGUCUGAAGAACUUCCAGAAGAUGGCACAGAGAAACCUGAUGAAAGGCCAGCUGUGGUGCAUCUAGAUAUGACAGGGAGUCUCUCGGAUUCCAGGAGCGUUACAGCAUCAACAAGUGCUCAUAUCUCUCCCAUAAGUAUCUUGCCAGCCUCUGCAGACAUUCUAGAAAGAACAAUUAGAGCAGCUGUGGAACAGCACCUUUUCGACCUGCAGAGCAGCUUAGAUAACGAUCUUAAACACAUACAGCAACACAGACUGGGCUGUAACAGUGAAGCAAAAAAUCCCAGCGGGGAUGAGGAAGGAUCUAACAACCAGAAUGAUGUUAUUGAAGAUAAUGACACUGGUAGCAGUGAGAACACAGGAGACUGCUCUGAAGUAUUGGUUUGCACUGAUUUAGACAGUGAAGCUAUGAAACAUGAUACUGUAACUGAGGAAGAAGAAAGCGUUCAGGUACCAGCCCUUCCUUCUGCUCAGACUGCAGAUGUAUUAUUGGAGCCAUGUGAUAAAGAUGCAGAUGUUGAUGGAGAAGAUAAUAGGGAAAGGGAAAAUAGUAUAUUGCUUGGUGGCGAUGAUAGAAUAUCUCCAGAGGUGUUUCUGGAUUCAAGUAGCAAGACAUGUGAUCUUAAUGCAAAUACUGAUUCAGAGGUGUCAGGGGUUGACAACGUUAAUGUUCCUGAGGAAGCUCUGGGUGUUCAAGUACCGCGUCUAGAUCUGAAGAAUGUGUCUGAUGGUGACAAAUGGGAAGCACCAUGCCCUAUCACUUUCCCCCUCAUUGAUUUCAAAACAAUGCAUCUGCAGAGAGAAGGGGAGGAUCCGUUUCCUGCUUUCAAGUCUUGGCAGGAGGACAGUGAAUCUGGAGAAGCUCAGCUUUCCCCGCAGGCUGGAAGGAUGACUAACCAUCCCUUGGAAGAGGACUGUCAUCCGAUAUUGUCGCAUCGUAGUUUGGAUUUUGGGCAAAGCCAACGUUUCUUACAUGAUCCAGAAACCUUAGAUUCUUCAUCCAAAGCACUUUCUUUUGUUAGAACACGAAGAGCAUCCUUUAGCUCCAAAGAUGACAAAAGGGAAGACAAGACACCCUAUCAGCUUGUCAAAAAAUUACAGAAAAAAAUCAAGCAAUUUGAGGAACAAUUUGAAAAAGAGAAAAACAGUAAGCCUUCCUAUAGUGAUAUUGCAGCCAAUCCAAAAGUUUUAAAGUGGAUGACUGAACUUACCAAAUUGAGAAAGCAAAUAAAAGAUGCAAAGCAGAGGAACUCAGAUGGAGAAUUCAUACCUCAAACAAGGCCACGAAGUAACACUCUUCCAAAAAGCUUUGGUUCCUCUCUUGACCAAGAGGAUGAAGAAAACGGAGAUGAGACGCGGGUUGUGCAGAAGGAGAAGAAGCCCACCAAGGAAGCCACACUUGAACUCAUUUUGAAAAGAUUGAAGGAAAAACGAGUUGAGAGAUGUUUGCCAGAAGAUAUAAAAAAAAUGACAAAGGACCAUUUGGUAGAAGAGAAAACAUCUCUCCAGAAAAGUCUCCUGUAUUAUGAAAGUCAACAUGGACGACCGGUUACUAGAGAAGAAAGACAUAUUGUGAAGCCACUUUAUGACAGAUACAGACUUGUAAAACAAAUGUUAACUAGAGCAAGCAUUACUCCUAUUCUUGGGUCACCAUCAACCAAGAGGCGGGGGCAGAUGUUACAGCCCAUCAUUGAAGGUGAAACUGCCCAUUUUUUUGAAGAAAUUAAGGAAGAGGAGGAGGAAAGUGAUGGUUUGUCUGCAGACCUGAACGAUAUCUUAAAAACUGCUGUCCAGACACAGUCUGUUCUGAGCCCGGUUGAAAACUCCGAGUCUGAUGUUGAAGAUGGUCAAGAGAAGCUGACCCGGGACCUCAGGCUGUCAAGCACCCGCGCUGCUUCCAUGCCUGAAUUAUUGGAGCAACUGUGGAAAGCCAGAGCUGAAAAAAAGAAGCUACGGAAGACUCUGCGAGAAUUUGAAGAGGAGUUUUAUCAGCAGAAUGGAAGGAACGUGCAGAAAGAAGACCGGGUUCCGAUGCUCGACGAGUACAGGGAGUACAAGAAAAUCAAAGCCAAACUCCGGCUCCUGGAAGUCCUCAUCAGCAAACAAGAUUCUUCAAAAUCCAUUUAAAUGGUGUUCCUCCAGCCGGUGGCUGCCGUGGGGUUCCGUGGUUCUCGGGGGCUCGUGUUGGUUUGUCGCGCGCUGUUGAAAGCAUCCGGUUCGUGCACUUUAUGGUGGUGCCACUAGAACUUGUUUGAGGGUGAGUAGGUCCUGUCUAGAGAGCAAGUCAGAUGUCUCAGUUCGAGACUGCUCUAUCCAACUUUAGCAAACACAGGUUCCAUCAAAAGUUUUCUAUUCCAGAUACAUCCAUCUUGUUCCAAAACAACCACAGCUUUUUUAGGUUUUUUUUUUUCACUUUAGCAUUCAAGAACUUUGAGACUUUUGUUAUUACCAACAUUUUGCAUUAUCGAAGAAAUUAUUAAUAGCGUAAUGCUACACUGAACUACUCCUCCUGCCUAUUUUUUUUUUAUUUUGGGGGUGGAAAAAAGUCAGCAAAUUAAACAUCCAGCUCUUUUUCCUGGAACAUUCUAAAACCAGAGUGAAAUUCCUUUCAGAGGACUGCUGUGGAACAACUUUAAUUUUUGCUAUUCUAAAUUGCACCUAUAACACGGUAAUAAUUCUAUGGAUUUUGCUCAUUAACGGUCACGUUUCCUCCUUGGUAAAGAUGAGAGUGGACAAACCAGAAAGUGACCUUCCUUUAGUGUCUUUUAAAACUUGGAAAACUGCAAAGUUGUAUCACACGCUGCCUCCAGGACUUGUGUUACUGCUGUUCAUUCUCUCGGUCGAUGGGUUGUUAUCCACUAGUGGUGACAUAGUGUUUGGGCUGAAUUGGAUACUGCGUCUCCGCUCGCGGAAGAUUUGAGGAACAUUAAAGAACAUUUGGAUGUGUGGGGAAUCUGAUGGCGCUGAGACUCGAGUAGCUCCAGCAGAAAAGAGUUCAAAUUCCUCUGUACCUGAAAGAAGUGUUGGUAUCAAGGGCUAAAAUCAGUGUAGUUACCGCGCACCACAGGGUGAACUGUUGGGUUCCAUUGGAAAAAAAAAUCACUGCUGGUUUAGCACGAUUUUGUUUUACAGUUGGAGAAUAAAAAUAAGUUCCCUAACCCUUAACGAUGUAAGCAAAACAGUUUAUGGGCCUUGCAUGAUUUAGCUUCGGAGUUGAAACUAAAUAAUGUUUUUGAGUAUCACAUCUGCCGUGCUGAAUGAUGAUGAUUUAGCUCUAGCUUUACGCUCCGCAACAGCCAGCAGCAGCUGGUUUUGAUCUGGCAAAAUCUAAGUGUUAAUUUUUAACUGGUGCUUUCUCAGUUUUAAUUUUUUUUUGUUCUUUUUUGUUUUUUUUUUUCCUUUAAUGUAUGGGUUUGAUUGUGGCCACGUUUUGCAUGCACCUCCUCUCACUGCAUGUUUUUUAUGACGGGCUGAUGUCAACAAGAGCUAUUAUUCACACUGCUUUCUGAAAGACCAAAAAUGAACUUUUUCGUAAGGAAUGGCUGGCAUGUAACCUCAGAGACUUGCUGUUGGGUCGUGAAGCAUAUGAAAUAGGUUGAAAGUAGGAUAUUUAGUGCUCAGAUUUCAUCUGUGUACUGUAGAAUACUUCUUGGUUUGGUUUUUUAACUCUGCUUGUAGGCAUGUAAUUUUGGAAUUCAGAAAAGAAAAAAAAAAGCACUAAAACUAUUGAGCACUGGUGGUUUGCCUCUUUUUUUGGGGGGGGUUUAUUUUGGUUUUUUUUUUUUUAAACUGCAAAAUGAUGUGGGACCUUGGAGAGUGCUGAGGUUAAACUAGUCCUGAGACCAUUUAUCCAUUUUUCUUCAGUUCCGUUGUGCAAUGUACACUUCAGUUCCUUUUCUCUCAGUCUGCAGACACGGGUGUAUCCAACCAUUGAAACUAAUGUGUACUGUAUAGUGUUGUACAUGAAUGUUUUGUGUUUUAUAUACCACAUGCAAAAUGUCAAUAUGCACUAUUUAAAUGUUUUAAAUAAUAUAUUCCUCCUUUAUAAUGCUUAAAUCUAUAUGAUUCCGAUAUUUUUAUAAGUGAGUGAGUGAUCAGACUGGUUCCAAUUCAGAAUUAACAGCUGCUUUGUGUUCGUUAUGCGGUGUUUGGCUGUUUAUUCCCUAGUAGAUGCGCAUGGCAACAGUUAACGCUGAGUGUGGUUUGUGCCAUCCUUGUUGAGCAAUAAAGAAAUGGUAGAACUAGGCAUUUUGUGAUAUAACAGUUUUACUUUGGUAAAAGCAAAACCUAUAUAUCUAUAUGGAUAUAUAGAUAUGGAAUAUAUAUAUAAACUGAACCAGAUAUAAUUGCAUUGCUAUGUCUGGUGCUCAUUGUAUAGACUUUUAUAAUAAAAGUACCUUAACCUUUAUUGUCAUA
Messenger RNA from Calidris pugnax (ruff), 5622 nucleotides. It is a transcript of the gene FAM13B, whose product is annotated as family with sequence similarity 13 member B. The coding region runs from base 472 to 3333 and encodes 953 amino acids. NCBI's taxonomy places the organism in Eukaryota, Metazoa, Chordata, Aves, Charadriiformes, Scolopacidae. The transcript has 25 exons. Gene Ontology annotation, biological process: signal transduction. The record is from RefSeq and is a predicted model, not a curated record.